AUUCGUCUAGUCGAGGAUGAAGUUUUUCCUUCCACUUGUUGCUCUGUGGCUACCAUUCUGCACCGGCGUCUCGCUACUCACCGAUUACACGAUCGUGCGUCCAGAUGCCAAUGAAGUGGAUGCCGUGGGAGUCAGCCUGCUUUACUGUCAUUGGCAGGGCAACGGGUUUAAUCCUUGUCCCGUUGGUCAACACAGCUACAAAGGAGUUGCCAACUUCAAUCACACUACAGCAAAGACUCAAGGCGGCAAUGAAUUGGUAAUUAAAUUCAAACAACCUUACCUCGGUGAUCCAGUCUGCUUUUUCACGCAAGAGUCUGGCCCUCCAUUUCUCACUACCGUUAAUCCUGAACAACAAGGCAUUAUCAUCAAGCUUUUCAAUCCCGAUGGCUCCAACAAGAACUGGUCUUCCUACACUGGAUGGGUCCAUAUGUAUUGCAUCGGUGCCAUGCCGAUUGACUGAUCGACAUUCUACUCUGAUGUAGUGUGAACGAACUAAACAGCUAAUUUGUGUUUGAUUUCGCGGUGUCGUUGUGCAGAUUGCUGUCCUCUUGUUGCGACCGUCACAGUCGCAGAUUAAUUGUCGUCGUUGUUUUGUUUUACUUGUAAAGAGAAGCGCGCUAGAACUUGAGAUGAAAUGAAUAUUGAACGAGUGAACUGCA
This is a messenger RNA of Corticium candelabrum, 659 nucleotides long. RefSeq lists its product as uncharacterized. Lineage: Eukaryota; Metazoa; Porifera; Homoscleromorpha; Homosclerophorida; Plakinidae. The transcript has a single exon. The coding region runs from base 17 to 460 and encodes 147 amino acids. The record is from RefSeq and is a predicted model, not a curated record.